Molecule: messenger RNA, 5010 nt
Organism: Fundulus heteroclitus (mummichog)
Lineage: Eukaryota; Metazoa; Chordata; Actinopteri; Cyprinodontiformes; Fundulidae
Gene: adgra1a
Product: adhesion G protein-coupled receptor A1a
Exons: 7
Coding region: 352-2334 (660 amino acids)
Biological process (GO): G protein-coupled receptor signaling pathway; cell surface receptor signaling pathway
Cellular component (GO): plasma membrane; postsynaptic density; glutamatergic synapse
Molecular function (GO): G protein-coupled receptor activity
Source: RefSeq, a predicted model, not a curated record
UCAACCCGCUCCUCGGUGCUCUGCGUCACUUCUCACAGAAGUGAGCGGAACUACAAUCCUGACCUGGAUGAAGGGGUGCUCAACUGAGAGGGGAAGACACGACCGCAGAUCCGGAUGAAGUCGGGAGAACAAGGCCGAUGUAGCAAGCAGCUCCCGGAGCAGUGGCACUGGACAAACAACGACAGGCGUCUGUGAUCAGAGAAUCCUGUGUUUCAUCUUCAUCAUCAGGAGACAGAACACCAACUCGCUGCUGAGACUCUCGUGAUCCAUGGAUCUGGCACAUGUAGAUUAGGGAAGGGUGUGGUCCUGUGGUUCUCAGUUCACAGCUGAAAUGCAACUAUACUAAAGCUGAUGGAUCUAAAGAGAGUAUCCUUCCCUCCGUACCCUGGGGAUUAUCUACAUCCUGUGGUGUAUGCCUGCACUGCAGUUAUGCUGCUCUGUUUGCUUGUCUCCAUCAUGACUUACAUUGUACACCACAGUGUCAUCCGCAUCAGCAGAAGGGGAUGGCACACACUCCUCAAUUUCCUCUUUCACACAGGACUGACUUUUGGGGUGUUUGCUGGAGGCAUCAAUCAGAUCCACUUUCCUUUGGGUUGUCAGAUUGUUGGCAUUAUGCUUCAUUAUGCUUCGUUGUCAACCAUGCUGUGGCUGGCAUUUACUGCUAGAAACCUUUAUAAAGAUGUGUGCAAAGAUCCAAUUCGAGCCCAGGACAGGAGCGGUCCAGCCCAGAAACAUUCCAAACCAACCAUCCUGAGAUAUUAUCUCUUGAGUGAUGGCGUACCUCUCAUAAUUGUCAGUGUUAUGGCUAUGUUUAGUAUGGAUAACUACGGCAGCAGGGACGGGGCUUUGUAUUGCUGGAUGGCAUGGGAACCUAGCCUGGGAGGUUUUUAUGCCCCAGUGGGUCUUUUGGUCUUAGUCAUGUCUAUAUACUUUUUGAAAGCCUACAUUCAGUUGAAGCGCCACCCAGAGAGGAAAUAUGAAUUGCACCGUCUGAGUGAGGAUCAGCAGAUGCUGUCAUCCUGUGAGUCAAACCAUCAUUCUCAAAGUGACAGUGGUGGAGCUUCAGGGUCUUCUGGAGACCUGUUGCCUUUUUCUACUGGUGUAUCUGAACUGGCUAAUGAACAUUCUUUUAAAUCCCAGCUCCGGGCCACCAUUUUCACACUGUUUCUGCUCCUAGCAAGCUGGGCUUUAGGAGCAUUGGCUGUAUCACAGGGAUAUUUUCUUGAUAUGAUAUUCAGCUGCCUAUAUGGGGCAUUUUGUGUCACUCUGGGCCUCUUCCUUCUCAUCCAACACUGUGCCAAACGGGAUGAUGUAUGGAAUCGUUGGUGGGUUUGUUGCCAUUCCAAGUCAAACACAGAGGAUGGGAAUACUAAUGGCCAAUGUCAGAGGCAGAAGCCACACUGCCAUUUUAGCUUUCCAUGUUCAGGCAAGCACCCACUGCUUUCUUCACAUGUUUUGCAGACUUCUUUUGACAAAAUGACACCACCUCCUAAUAGUCCAACUCCAAGUAACACAGGCCCAUGUUGUGUGGCUGUAAUGAGUCCAACAUCCCCCGUUCCAUCUCUCAUUGAGCCAGUGCCCUCACCACGUCCACAUUCACUUCCUGAUGAGCUCCCUCGUCCAACUCUUCCACUGCAGAGAUGCCUUACUGAAAGAGCAAAGUCCCACUCCUUUAACCGUCCACGUCCUUGUCUACAAGACUACCGCUCACAUAUGACUUCCCUGAGUAUGGAUGGAGGCGUGCACCACUCGCAAAGGGACAGUGCUCUGCCAGCACAUCAUCUUGAAGGAAUACUGUUGAUUUCCAACAGCCCACUCCCUGGACUUCAACUUCCUUGUUCUAGCCCCCACUUGGAUAAGCAGAUGGCUUCCUGCCACACUUUACAACGCCAAAACUCCUGCCAGAGUGUACAAGACUCAGUGACAUCUUGUUAUGGCCAUGUCCGAAACAUGCAUGACAGUAUGACUUCCUGUCACAGCCUCCUCCUGCCUUCUCAAGGGGUCCAUUCCUCCCAGUGGCACAUGUAUGGUUCAGUCAAUCCAUCUUCUACUGCAGCCUGUUGUGAAAACCCUGAUCCAUGUACAAUGCAAUAUAAUCAAGACCCCAAACCAUUCAGCUGCACAUUAAAGACAGAAGGUGAAGAGAAGGAGAUCCAUUCUCUGGACGUGGAGCAGAGAGGCUUCCCAAGAAAUACCCUACCUCGGCAGCAUUCUACUGUAAGCCGCAGAGGAGUCAUUGGUCGAAACAGAAGUCUGCAAGAAGAUGGUCUUUUUGGUUCAGAUGAUACAGGAAAUAUACGGACUGGACCUUGGAAGAAUGAAACUACAGUUUAGCUGUGAUGCCAUUUUAGCAAUCUUCCACCCACUUUACAGAUGACCUGUAUAAGUUUGGGUCUUCAUGCUAACAGCUGUACCCUAAAACAACCUCAAAGAGUCUCCACAUCACUUAGGAUCCACAUAGCUUAGGAUAAAAAUAACUUGUCAAAUGUGUGUUUUUCUCAGUUAUAUUUUGUCAAGAAACAAGCUCAUCCUUAGUGGAAUACACUUUAUGCUUUAAAGCUGCACGCUAUAUCGCAUGAAAUCUCAGGGUCAUAUUGGCUCAUCAGUUAGCAAUGUAAAAUAAAAGGAUACUCAGUUUUAAUCAUAUAGGUUCAUCUUUGUUUGUGUCAGUUAUUUUAGUUUACUCUAAUAAGAAAAAAAACAUUGCAUCAGAGCAAAGACCCAUUACAAAACUUACCUUGACUCAACUGCCUUUGAAUUUCGACAAAAGAAUAGACAUAAGGGUCUUGAGCUGUAUACCAUAAGUUCAUGUGCAUAAAAAAGCUUUCAAUAACUUUGUUUAGAUCCAACACCUUGUCAGCUGGGAAAGGAUCCUCCUUAACCUGUUAAGGGUUCGCAAUCUCUUGUCUAUGUAUGGGUGCCGUUAAAAAGAAAUUUUUUAUAUUUUCACCUCCUGUCAAUUGGCAACAUUUACUAAAUAAGAGGUACUCCAAUAUAUCUUAAAGAAAUCCGUACUUUUCAGAUAAUUUUAAAAAUGAUCAGUUAUUUAUUUCCGACCGCUUGGGAUAGGCAAACACCAACACCCCAUGACCCUGUACAGCUAAGCAGGUAUAAAGGAUAGAUAUUGAUUUCCUCUGCAAAGUAAUAUAUAAAAGGGCAAAACUGAAAACAAGAAAACAUUAUUUUUUUAAUCUGUUGAAGAGAUGGUUAAAUAGGAUUUAAAAAGUUUUAUUCAAACAUAUUACGUUGCUGAAGGUGGUGAUUUCAGAUUUUUUUUAAAUUUGGAAUUGUCUGGAUCCAGCAUUUGUGAAGCUUUGCACCAUUUAAAUUGUGAGAUUUACACAUUUUAAGUCUAUAUUUGUUAUUUCUUUUUUCUAACACAGUCUUUUAAAAAUGUGUGAUCACUCAUAAACCGCUCUGAAAUGUUUUAAAGCACGUGCGUAUGUUCAAUAUGUGAACAGUGCAUGAUUAAGUAGACACAAUUGUGGUGUGUGUUUGUGUAAUAUUUGCUUAUUACUCUGGAUCCACCCUAACAGAAGUAUAUACAUUUUGUAUGAAGUUGUACUUAUACAAGCCUAUGAAUAUUUUUCUUAAGUGACACCUUAUGCUUCCAAACAAGGUCAAACUGAAUUUUGACUGUUAUUGCACUACUGUGCAUUAUAGGACCCCUUGUGUGGUGAGAUGUUUAAAAAGUGCAAUAUGCUAUCAAGCACAAGGUUUUUAUAGUGCCAAAUUGAUGUGCUACAGCUACAGUAAACACAUUAUCAAUGAGAGAUUUCAAGUUUGUAGCAUAAUACAAACUUUUACUCAGGUUUUAGAAUAUCAUCAGCAACAUUUUAAAGAGCUCUGAAAAUGCAUGAUUAGCACAGCUAUGCAUCAUUAAGUCAAAUGUGUUUUUGUAAAUCUGUCUCAUCUUCAUAUAACCAACUACAAAUUCUGGUCUUCAGUCCAGCAAUGUUCUCAUGCAAUUAAAUCUAGGUGGUGUUAAAAUAUCCAAUUAAGAUCAACACUUGAAUUUUGAAUUUCCUUAUCUUUUGUAUCCAGAGUAACAGAAAAUAAAUCUAGUGACUGUCUGAACUUGGUAUAAUUUAAGGCGUUAAAAUCAGGGGCGGUUCUAGACAGGGGCCAACGGGGCCCCUGUUCUAAAGACAUGAUAUUAAAUAAAGUUCUGACGAUGAUGUAUGCUGACAAAGAUACCGUAACUGACUGGUCAUUGGACCAAUUGUAUUUUUACCUUUACAGUUUUACUCUAACAAUAAUUUUAAAAUGAAGCUGUUUCAUGUUUAGCUCCAGCCAUAUUGAGAUAGGAUCAGGGGUCAAAAACCUGCAAUUCAAGAGCCACAAUUGGCUCACUUAAUAUUUUAAACGAUAAAAUAUUGACAUGUUUAUUUUUUUCCCAAUCUUUUGUUCUGUGCCCCCAUGAAAAAACAUUGGCCCCACUGACUAAAAUGUCUGUUGAAGUGAAUUUGAUGAAAACAUCUUAAAAUCAGUCUUUUCCUUGGAGUUCACUGCCCUACAUGUUUUCUACGCUUGCCUGUUUUAACCCAUUCAAUGUGACAGAUAUUUAAAAACUUCAACAGGUCUGUAAUGUUCUGUGGCUCUUUGGAUAAAAAGUAAAAGUACAUAAUUGUUAAUCUGAUGCAGAACACCGUUAAAUAUUUUAGGUUAAACAUUUUCACAUGUUUGUUUGCAUAACCCUGUAUGAUGUCAGCAUUGUUGUAGUCAUCAAAUAACAGCAUGGUUGACUUGAUGUUGAUGACUCUUGACAUGUAAUGUAUUGUAUACCCAUGUUUCAACAGCUCAGUCUUCCUUGACAAUGGCCAGGAAUCAUCUUACAGGUUCUGUCUGAUUAUGAGGUCAUUUUUUCAUUUUUGGCUUUGCUUUUGUUUCUUAUCCGUGUUGUAAUGUUUUGUAACAGAAGAAGUCAGAUGUACACCCUUACAAAUAAAGGGAAUACCUUUUUGAGCACUGUUGUCUGCACUAAAAAUAAAGAUUUACUGUGACAAACUA